Topomyia yanbarensis is the source of this 1795-nucleotide messenger RNA. RefSeq names its product opsin, ultraviolet-sensitive-like. The transcript is spliced from 5 exons. The coding region runs from base 156 to 1298 and encodes 380 amino acids. NCBI's taxonomy places the organism in Eukaryota, Metazoa, Arthropoda, Insecta, Diptera, Culicidae. Gene Ontology annotation, cellular component: membrane. Gene Ontology annotation, molecular function: G protein-coupled receptor activity. Gene Ontology annotation, biological process: visual perception; G protein-coupled receptor signaling pathway. The record is from RefSeq and is a predicted model, not a curated record.
CCAGAACCUUGUCAGUAGGCACAGUGAAAGUGUCUAGGACGGUGUUGUUUAGGGAAAAAAAUACAACUGUGUCAAAUUAAGUGGUUCUGUGACGGAAAAGCUUAGUUUAUUUUUUGUGUGCUAAUGUGUUGUGUUUAAAUUCAAAUUAGUUCAAAAUGUCCUAUCUGGAUCAUCUGCAUAACAACUAUACCGCGCUGAGGCCAGAGGCACGCCUUUCACCGGAAAUACGUUACCUAGGCUGGAAUGUGCCCCCCGAAGAGCUGAAAUACAUUCCAGAGCAUUGGCUGAAAUAUCCCGAACCAGAAUCGUCUCUAUAUUAUUUGUUGGGGUUGUUGUAUGUUGCCUUUACCGUAUUCUCCCUGGUUGGCAACGGGUUGGUAAUAUGGGUCUUCACGUCUGCUAAAUCUUUGCGAACGCCUUCCAACGUAUUCGUGGUGAAUUUGGCGAUAUUUGAUUUUAUAAUGAUGCUCAAAACACCAAUAUUUAUUUACAAUUCGUUCACCAAAGGAUUCUCAACUGGCCACGUGGGCUGCCAGAUUUUUGCGUUCAUGGGAUCGAUAUCCGGUAUCGGGGCCGGUGCUACCAACGCAUGCAUUGCUUACGAUAGAUUCAACACUAUCGCUCGUCCUUUCGAAGGUAGACUAACACACACAAAAGCGAUCUUCAUUACGGUGCUGGUGUAUCUAUAUGCUAUCCCAUGGGCAACACUGCCGUUGCUCGAAAUCUGGGGUCGGUUCGUACCAGAGGGUUAUCUUACGUCAUGCUCAUUUGAUUACCUCACCAACACCUUCGACACUCGCAUGUUUGUCGGCACGAUCUUCACAUUCAGCUACGUAUUACCGAUGAGUCUUAUUAUUUACUACUACAGUCAAAUCGUAAGUCAGGUAAUUAAUCACGAGAAAGCACUUCGCGAACAGGCCAAAAAGAUGAACGUGGACUCGUUGCGCUCCAAUCAAAGCCAGGCAAACACAUCGGUUGAGGUGCGAAUAGCUAAAGCUGCUAUCACUGUCUGUUUCCUGUUCGUUGCAUCCUGGACACCAUAUGCAGUGUUGGCAUUGAUAGGCGCGUUCGGGAACCAGAGUUUACUGACGCCAGGAGUUACCAUGUUUCCGGCAUGUGCUUGCAAAUUCGUUGCUUGCAUCGAUCCAUACGUAUACGCUAUCAGUCAUCCGAGGUACAGAAUUGAGCUGCAGAAGCGUUUGCCUUGGUUAGCCAUUACUGAAACUCUACCUACUGAUAACGCAUCUACGACCACCGAAGCAGCUUCGACUAACACAGCAGCUCCGGCAUCUUCUUAAAUCGUAGUUAGUUACUUUUUUUCGUUGCAUUUGCGAUCGAUAACAUACCUGUUUUGUAAAAUGAAGACUUUUGCAAUGAACUUAACGGACACGCUAACUGGCAAUUAACCUGCGCUGGUAUUUAAUUUGUUUUUGAAAUAACUUGGCAAAUCAUAAAUGAACAUCUAAUAAAGACCAUUUUAUUGGCAAUUCUUUCCUUUUAUUUUAACUGUACAGUUUUGCUACUUCAAACUCACGCUUUUUGCUGCAGGCUUACCAAUCUUAAAGUAUAAAACAUAAAAAUGCCACAAUUUGUUCAAGAAAGCUAUAAUAAUAAAAAUUGACAAGGAGUUUAUGUAUUGAUGAGUAAUAUAAUUAGGAAUAACGAAGGAUUGAAAAGGAUCGUAAAAAAUACCAACUAUGGCUAAAUUAUCGGCGCAGUGUUAUGGAUACUUAAUAUUCAAUUAAUUUUUCCAUGCAAAUAAAUUCAUAAAGAAUUGUCCAAUCAAAAUAAACAA